UAAAAAACCCUUUCGUCGUCCACAGGAACUGCGGAUAUUCGGCCCGUUUUGGAUACGCACUUCUUCGCCUCCGAACCCUAAUUUUUUAGAUUAUCUACGAGAGUUUGAAGUUUUUGUUUGGUAGGAAGAAUGGGGCGUUCGUCGGAGACGAAAUUCUUACAAGAGCUGAUACUGUACGCGGCGAGCGCGGCGCUAAGCUGUUUGGUUCUGUUCGCCGGUCUCCGACAUCUCGAUCCGAACCGUGAGGCGGCCAAAAAGGCGCUAGAGCAUAAUAAGGAAAUCGCCAAGCGUCUCGGUCGUCCUCUUAUCCAGACCAAUCCCUACGAGGAUGUGAUAGCUUGUGAUGUUAUAAAUCCAGACCACAUUGAUGUAGAGUUCGAUUUGAUCGGAGGCUUGGAGUCUAUCAAGCAGUCUCUUUAUGAGCUUGUGAUUCUGCCUCUGAGAAGACCCGAUCUGUUUUCUCAUGGGAAGCUGCUUGGUCCUCAAAAGGGUGUCUUGCUGUAUGGUCCUCCUGGAACCGGGAAGACAAUGCUCGCUAAGGCUAUCGCCAAAGAAUCAGGAGCUAUUUUUAUUAAUGUAAGGGUUUCAAAUCUGAUGAGCAAGUGGUUCGGUGAUGCUCAGAAGCUAGUUGCUGCUGUAUUCAGCUUGGCAUACAAACUCCAACCCGCUAUUAUAUUUAUCGAUGAGGUUGACAGCUUUCUUGGCCAGCGUCGGUCAACAGAUCAUGAAGCGAUGGCAAACAUGAAGACCGAGUUUAUGGCGUUGUGGGAUGGAUUUAGCACUGACCAGAAUGCAAGGGUGAUGGUUCUUGCUGCAACUAACAGGCCAUCAGAACUCGAUGAAGCAAUACUGAGGCGUCUUCCUCAAGCCUUUGAAAUUGGGAUGCCUGACCGAAGGGAGAGAGCCGAAAUUCUGAAAGUGACUCUGAAAGGUGAGAGGGUCGAGUCCGGUAUCGACUAUGAUUAUGUUGCUGGCUUAUGUGAAGGCUACACUGGAUCGGAUAUUUUCGAGCUCUGCAAGAAAGCAGCUUACUUCCCUAUCAGAGAUCUCCUAAAGGAGGAGAAAAACGGGAAACAUUGUUCGAUUCCACGGCCUCUGUCACAGUUGGACUUGCAAAAGGCUCUUGGUUCAUCAAAGAAGACGCAGGUUGCUGCAGGAGAGUAUUCCGGGUUCAGCUCGCAAGCCUCUGUAUGGAGAAGCCAAAGGGAUCCAGACGACGUCCAAGCCGCCAUUAGUGGUCUUUCGAAGCUUCUGGUUUCUCAAAUCAUUAACCUCCAGUCAGAUUCUCAAGAAGAAGAACCCCAAUGAUUUUUUUUUUCAUUUGUAUAGCUGAGUUCAAAAGGAUGAAUCUUUUGCAGGAUUCUGGUGUCGGUGUGAAUUGGGCAUUGCCUUGGCACCCACCUUUUGUUUUUACUUCGGUGUUUUUGUUUGUCAUAGAAAUCAAAUGAUUUUAGCAUUGUACUUCUGCU
This is a messenger RNA of Tarenaya hassleriana, 1469 nucleotides long. RefSeq names its product ATPase family AAA domain-containing protein 1-B-like. Lineage: Eukaryota; Viridiplantae; Streptophyta; Magnoliopsida; Brassicales; Cleomaceae. The transcript is spliced from 5 exons. The record is from RefSeq and is a predicted model, not a curated record. Gene Ontology annotation, molecular function: ATP hydrolysis activity; ATP binding. The coding region runs from base 130 to 1308 and encodes 392 amino acids. Gene Ontology annotation, cellular component: mitochondrial outer membrane.